GCUUUUUGGCUUGAUUAUUUUUAGUUUAGUGCGUAAGAGUAAUGGUGCAUCACGUAUUGUUCGGGUUCUAGUGGAGAAAGUCGAUUAUUUAACAUGCAUCGCUAUUUAAAAGCGUUGUUUUGUGCCUUAUUAGUAUUAUCUAUCGUCGAUCCAAUAAAGACUGAACGACCGUUCAGUAGUGGUAGACAUUCGUAUCCGACGGCUGGGGGAGAACUUUCGUCCGGCGGGCACGUUUAUCCUUCAUCAGGAAGCAGUCACGGUUACCCGUCGUCCGGUGGCCUGACCGAGCAAGGGUCUCCGCCUUCCAGUGACAAUCAUAACUAUCCAUCAUCAGGAGGCAGUCACGGGUAUCCUUCAUCAGGAGGCAGCCACGGUUACCCGUCGUCCGGUGGCCCGUCCGAGCAAGGGUCUCCGCCUUCCAGUGGCAGUCAUACCUAUCCAUCAUCAGGAGGCAGUCACGGGUAUCCUUCAUCAGGAGGCAGCCACGAUUACCCGUCGUCCGGUGGCCUGACCGAGCAAGGGUCUCCGCCUUCCAGUGGCAGUCAUACCUAUCCAUCAUCAGGAGGCAGUCACGGGUAUCCUUCAUCAGGAGGCAGCCACGAUUACCCGUCGUCCGGUGGCCUGACCGAGCAAGGGUCUCCGCCUUCCAGUGACAAUCAAAGCUAUCCAUCAUCAGGAGGCAGUCACGGGUAUCCUUCAUCAGGAGGCAGUCACGGCUAUCCGUCGUCCGAUGGCCUGACCGAGCAAGGUUCUCCGCCUUCCAGUGACAAUCAUAGCUAUCCAUCAUCAGGAGGCAGUCACGGGUAUCCUUCAUCACGAGGCAGGCACCGUUACCCGUCGUCCAGUUUCCUGUCCGAGUACGGGUCUUCCAGAGGCAGUCAUAGCUAUCCAUCAUCAGGAGGCAGUCGCGUGUCUCCUUCAUCAGGAGGCAGCCACGAUUACCCGUCGUCCGGUGGCUUGUCCGAGCAAGGGUCUCCGCCUUCCAGUGGCAAUCAUAGCUAUCCAUCAUCAGGAGGCAGUCACGGGUAUCCUUCAUCAGGAGGCAGUCUCGGCUACCCGUCGUCAGGUGGCCUGUCCGAGCAAGGGUCUCCGCCUUCCAGUGGCAAUCAUAGCUAUCCAUCAUCAGGAGGCAGUCACGGGUAUCCUUCAUCACGAGGCAGGCACCGUUACCCGUCGUCUAGUUUCCUGUUCGAGCACAGGUAUCCGUCUUCCAGUGGCAGUCAUAGCUAUUCAUCAUCAGGAGGCAGUCACGGGUAUAAUUCAUCAGGUAGCAGCCACGGUUACCCGGCGUCCGGUGGCCUGUCCGAGCAAGGGUCUCCGCCUUCCAGUGGCAAUCAUAGCUAUCCAUCAUCAGGAGGCAGUCACGGUUACCCGUCGUCCAGUGGCCUGUCCGAGCAAGGGUCUCCGCCUUCCAGUGGCAAUCAUAGCUAUCCAUCAUCAGGAGGCAGUCACGGGUAUCCUUCAUCACGAGGCAGGCACCGUUACCCGUCGUCCGGUGGCCUGUCCGGGCACGGGUCUCGGCCUUCCAGUGGCAGUCAUAGCUAUCCAUCAGCUGGAGGGUAUUCUUCAGCAGGAGGCAGUUAUAGGUAUCCCUCAUCUGCAGGCAGUCAUUACCAUUACAGUCCGCCGCAACAAAUCAGGUAUACUCCUAUGCAUGGUGGCCCUGCUGUAAACUACCCUGUGUACCGUGGCAGCCCUCCUACUUACGUGUACCAGUACAAAGAUUCUGGUAGUAAAUACGGAACAUUGUUAGCUGGUCUAGCUUUACUUAACCUGGGUACACUCGGCGUGGCCACCUACGCUGCAGCUCAUUCAGGCUUAGGAUUAGGAGAGACAUACAAAGCUGGACCUGGUGAGGUGUGCAAAUUUGGCCUGAGAAAAGACAACGGGGACUAUGAGGAAACUAGAAUAGACUGCAAUUUGAUAUCUAGCUUCAUAUAUGAGGAGGAGGCGAAACAAAGGAGCGCCGGCACCACCUCUACAGUAGUAACCACAACUGUGCCUAAUGUUACAACAAUUAAUGCAACUGGUUCUGAUCACCCUCCGCCUCAGGCUUCGAACACCCUGUAUCAAAUGUUACCAAAUGGUACUCUGAUAGCUGUGAAUGUAACCUGUGAAUGUAACAGUAACAUCACCGAUAAAAAUGCUCCAGCCUCGCCAGGCACUAUGACGUCAUCAGUAACAGUAACUAGAACAAACACAACAACUACUAAUGCACUUGACGUCAAAGGAAAGCCAGUUGAAGUGACACCAGGCAUGCAGUGUUAUUUAAUAAGGAACAGUCCGACUAGUAAUAUGAAAAGAUCUGUGCCCUGCGGCCUUUUACAGAUGUAUGCAACGACGACGUUGUUGCCGAUUUCAUCAACUGACAGUAAUUCAAUUAUUAACUAAUUAACUUGUGUUUACCUCAAUUUUUGGAUCUUAUUUUUAUUAUAACGUUUUGAUUUUUGUUUUAAACACUUACGUGCCAAUUGUAACUUAUUGUUGUAUGCCUGAAAUAAUCAUCUUUUUAAAAUUUUAUAAUAUAAAAAUAUGUCAUAUUGUAUAUCAUUUUCUUUGGAAUGAAGAAUGGACUAAUCUGUUUUUGUACUAAUAUUAAAAUGGUUUUUUUAAACAGAUUUAUUGUUAAAGUAAGCAGAAGUUAACACAUGACUUUAUAUUGUCUCAAGCUUUGAGUAAAUGUAAUAUUUUAUUUUGCAGUAUUUGGCUAUUUUAAUAAAUUUUGUUAAUAAUAAA
Molecule: messenger RNA, 2736 nt
Organism: Bicyclus anynana (squinting bush brown)
Lineage: Eukaryota; Metazoa; Arthropoda; Insecta; Lepidoptera; Nymphalidae
Product: collagen alpha-1(IV) chain-like
Exons: 1
Coding region: 94-2391 (765 amino acids)
Source: RefSeq, a predicted model, not a curated record